AUAUGGUCCUGGCUGUUAGACGAUCUCAUCGUUUCAUUUCAUCCUCACAUUUUUGUUUCUUUUCAAUUCAAUGGCACUUUCUACUUCGAAAAUAGUUCCCACCACCAACAAAAUUGCUCGAGAACUCGAUGAAAUUUACAAGGACCUUCAUGAGCUUGACUUUGCUAUUCAAGUGCCUAAGAUCCUAGCCAAGAAGAAUAGCCUGCAAAGGGAAAAACAAAUAUCCGUUGAUCCAAUUUCAUUACGAGAAUCAUCCAUGGGAGAAAUAAGUUUCAACAUGAUGUUACCACCUCAAGCUGAAACUGAUUACCCUCUUCCACCCCCUUUGCUCCCCGCAAAGCACAAGUUCUUAAGUUGCAGCCUUCCAAACUCCGCGACUUCUUCCCCUCGAUUCGGCUCGAGGAAGAACUUGAAAAACGAAAGCCAAGCGUUGCCUCAACAGGUUGACAAGUUGGUCAAUAAGAACCCAUCACUUCAAAACACGACGUUUUGGAGAAGCAAGUCAUGUGGAGAUGGAAGAACAUAUGGACCACCAGAUGAACUUGAUGAUCUAUGGAUGUACAAGCAUCAUAGGCAUGGAGGUUUAAUCUCCAAACCCAAUGUUAACAAUGAGGAAAUGGAUGGUAGUAAUGAAGUUGACUUCAAAUGCGGUGCCCUUUGCCUGUUGCUACCAGGAUUUACCAAGGCAAAGCAAGUAAGGCCAAGAAAAAGAGAACCUAUGGUGAAGGAGAAUAAUGUGAACGUGAUAUCCAGAACAGUUUCCCUUGAAAAGUUUGAAUGUGGAUCAUGGGCUUCAUCAACAAUAAUACCAGACCAUGAUGUUGGUGAUCUAUACUUUGAUCUUCCAUUGGAGUUGAUCAAUAACCUUGGGAAUGAUGCACAUUUACCGGUUUCAACUGCUUUUGUGUUCGAUAAUAAAGAUGUAAAAGGGGUAUUGAAGAAUGGUUCAAAUCAAACAAGAUCAACAACAACAGGAGGCAGGAAAUCCCAUGAAUCAUCAUCUCGGCAUGUUAGGUUUUCGACGUCAUCCCCAACAUCGUACCCUGCUUCACCGGCUUCUUGCAUUACGCCUCGUUUACGUAAAGCUAGGGACGAUUUUAAUGCUUUCUUAGAGGCAUGAAAUUUUUCUAUACUCGAAUUUUGUUCUUUAACACUGUGUAUGAAUUUUUUUUUUCGGUCCCUCUUUUGUUUGCCGUUGAGGCAUUGCCCCCCAAGAAAAUAAAACUUUAUGCAAUAGGAACCCAAUGAUUUUAGAAGACGAGACCUACGCGAU
Molecule: messenger RNA, 1273 nt
Organism: Gossypium arboreum
Lineage: Eukaryota; Viridiplantae; Streptophyta; Magnoliopsida; Malvales; Malvaceae
Exons: 1
Coding region: 71-1120 (349 amino acids)
Biological process (GO): photosystem I assembly; response to photooxidative stress
Cellular component (GO): chloroplast thylakoid membrane
Source: RefSeq, a predicted model, not a curated record